AUGUAUCGGAAGUUGUCUAAGUUAGAACACUCGGAAAUAAAACAACUUCUUACAGAAGCUAAUAUAGAUGUUGCAAAGCAUUACGCAACAAACAAAAAAGCACUCGCUGACUUCAUUAAAGACUAUAAUGGUGCAAUAAGUUAUGAUAGAAUUCAUGAGUUCAUAAAGCCGCAACGCGGCGAGGACGAAGUCCAUGCAAGAGCAUUUCCUUUAAAUGACAUUGCUAUUGACUUAUAUCAUAGACGUUCAGUACCUCAUGAAGUAAGAAGAGAGAUGUUUGACAUAACAAAUGCAAACGUUGGUGAAACAAGAAGAGCUGUACCUCAUGAAGUAAGAAGAGAGAUGUUUGACAUAACAAAUGCAAACGUUGGUGAAACACGAAAGAGAGAUGACACACUGAAACAACAGAGAAGAGAGAUGUUUAAAAGUGCUAUAGAACAAGUUCGCAAAGCUAACGAUGUCAUUCGUUCCAUUGACGACAAACCAAAAGAAGGUGAGAGAUGGUUAAAGAAAGAUGAAGAGAAUAGGAAGAGAAAUGUGAAGUCAGGCAAUAGACUCAUUGACUUUAACAUCGAAGCUUUAGAUGAACCAAACAGAGACUACUUACACAAACAUUUCGGUAAGGUUUUCAUGAGACUCUUAGAGAAAAUUAAAAUAAACUCGCAACAGAGAUGGAUGGUAUGUUAUAAACUUGGUGGAAAGUAUGAAUGUUCUACGUUAAACCUCAAUAAUAUUGGAACAUUACUACAUCAGCUCUUGAAGGAGAACUUUAUAUCAGAGAUAG
Messenger RNA from Trichomonas vaginalis G3, 784 nucleotides. Its product is annotated as organellar and viral DNA polymerase type B. The record is from RefSeq and is a predicted model, not a curated record. The transcript has a single exon. The annotation marks the transcript as partial. NCBI's taxonomy places the organism in Eukaryota, Parabasalia, Trichomonadida, Trichomonadidae.